AUGGCGGAUCCUCUACAAAAAACGAAUAACAUUACUCCAGAUGUGUUAGAGGCGGCACAAAUUCUUGUCACGAUGAGGCAAGGCAUGAGGGGUUUCUUAGAAGCUCAGCAGGUUUGCUACCGGAUGCCCUACGUCUAUUACACUUCGCUCAAUCCAACAAUAUCUCAGCUUCACUAUUUCUCAGCGCACGGAAUUCCUUUUUCGCCGCUAUACGACAUAUCCCCUAUUGCACCAGCGGCGUAUCAGUUCUCGCCUUUGGCACAGGCCCAGCAAGAACUAUAUUAUGGGAUGCUGACUUCGGCGCAAUGUAUUGUGGGGCCACCAAGAAAACAAGAUUCAACGGGUGUUGAUUUUACUGUGGGGUUCGGGGAAAAAGAGUCUUUGCAACCAGGUCAGUAAAAUUUGUCAAAGACACACAAAACGUUAUUUAGGCGGUUGACUUGCUUUUUCUUUUUAAUAAUUGCCUUCUGGAUACCCUGGGCGCUAGAGGGAUUUUUUCUUUCCUAACUGAGAGAGAGCAUCGCGUUUAGGCUAACGGCAAACGCGAGAUUCAAGAUAAGACAUUUUCAAAAUGAGACAUGAGCAGAUAAAAACAGCUUAAAACAAUUCUUAUGAAUAGAAUUGGUGGGAAUCUACAGAUUUUCGUGUAGUUAUAAUGAACAGUAAACGACAAGCGAAUGGAAAACUUGGUCACGUGGCACAAAUUCACGUUUGUCGUUUGCCGUAAACGCGAUGCUUAAUCUCCCUAUUUCCUGAUAAUUCGCGGCGAGCUUUAUCAAACUGUACGGUUAUUUCAAACUAUAGGGACUUCGAGAACGGACCUCUGGAGCCAGAGUAUUCUGGACUUUGAAGCCCGAAAAUAUUUUUUUGCAAAAUGAGUAUAAAGAAAAUCAAGCAAAUCUUUUUCUUUACACCCAGUCCGUUUACCUGUUUGUUUGCGUAAAAAGUAAUUUUAUGUCUGAUAAUUGCUGAUUUUCAGUUUCAAAGAAGCCCCGUUUACUAGAAACAGGCUCACCAGAACAAACCACGACAGAGAAACAAGAAUCCAAACGGAAACGUAAAAACCUCACAAAAGAACAGUUGGAAAUUCUCGAAUCAGUUUACGAAAAGGACAAAUAUCCUCACAUCGACGAUAGGAUAAAGUUAGAAAAACCGACAAAUCUUACUGAGGAUAGAAUUCAAGUCUGGUUUCAAAACAGGAGAGCAAAGGACAGGAAAAAACUGGAGGCACAGAAAUUACAACAGUAUUAUGUUGAGAGCAGAAGAAAAGUUUCAGAGGAAUUCAGAGAGGAUGUCGCUGAUGGUACCAAGUUUGCGAAUAAAAAGGAACUGGGUCACAUAAGAAAACAUAGUGGCAGUGAUCUUAGCGAAAAUGAUGAAUCUGACAGUUUAGGUUUCAGUGACUCUCCAAGUAAAUAA
This is a messenger RNA of Porites evermanni, 1419 nucleotides long. The record is from the annotation of a GenBank genome assembly. Lineage: Eukaryota; Metazoa; Cnidaria; Anthozoa; Scleractinia; Poritidae.